AUGCGAUACUCCCCAAUCCACCUCCAGCUUCCCAAAACUCUCCUCGAGAUCCUCAAUAUCCGCCCCGACGACCCCAUCCUCCGCUGCUUCCCGGACAACAACCUCGACACACUUCACGACCACCUUCUCGGCGAUCCCGACGGCGCAAUCAAGCUAGCUGACUCAAAGCUCCGCGUAUUCCCCUUCAAAGAUGUCGAUAUCUGCUGGCGCCGCUACUACACCGACGCAUGCAUCUUGAAAGCAUGUCUGACGAUCGCCGAAAACUGCGGGUUUCCGCGCCGCGAACACAACGGACACCCAAUUCUCCCUCCUUCUCCUCCACAUCCUGGUUCCACGGCUCUUACGCGCAGGCAAAAUAUACUGAGGAUUAUUGACGAUUCCCGCUCUAACAAGGAACUGAUUGAGGUGGACCCGGAUGCAGGAUGGCUCACGCCUACGAUACACAUGCUCGACAAGGCAUUAAUAAUGACCGGAGCACCACUGAGGGAAGCAUUAGUCCUAGCGGUGAUAAAUGCGCUGCAGGGUGCGUGUCCGACGACCAAGCGGAACAACUUGACUAAAUUCGAAUUCCCCGAUGAAUUGGAUCCCGACGAACUCGCCACUCCGCUCUUCUCUGACGAUGCUGCGCCGACGCCUGAGAUCUGUUUCCCUAUACCCCGAGUAUCGAAUCUACCGAUGUGGGGUACGUCGCCCUCGUCGCCGAAUUUCCGUGAUCAUGCGCGCCAGAAGAAAACACCGCUUGUCAUUACUGAUGCGGUGAACGAUUGGCCGGCUAUAGCGACGGGGUCGUGGGCGUCCAGGGAGUUCUGGAUGCAUCGCACUUUUGGCGGACGGAGACUUGUCCCUGUGGAGAUUGGGAAAUCGUAUACGGAUGAGGACUGGGGACAGCGGUUAAUGCCCUUUAAGGACUUCGUGGAGAAGUAUCUCGAUCGGGAUAGACACAGCGAUGAUGCAGGUCCGACGGGGUACUUGGCGCAGCAUGAUCUGUUUUCUCACAUGCCGACCUUGUUCAAGGAUUUCAUGCACCCGGAUUACAUUCACAUCGACGCACCCAAAGCGGAACCCGGCACCCCAGCCUACAUCCGACAGCAGAGAGAAGAAGAGGAACGGAGACGGAAAUUAGGAGAAGAGGUCAUCCCAGUCCAAGAGAAAGAACAAGAAUCCAGAUCCGAAGCCGACUCCGACUCAUUAUCCUCGCACGAACCCGACGACGAUGGCCCGCACCUCAACAUCUGGAUGGGUCCCUCAUGGACGAUAUCCCCCCUCCACUUCGACACAUACCACAACAUCUACGUGCAAGUAGUAGGCGAAAAAUACUUCCGACUAUAUUCCCCUCACACACCACUCUCGCAGAUCCAUCCGAAGGGAAAAGAACCUGUCGUUAGACGACGGCCCGAGGAUGGGCAAGGUCCCCAACAGUACACUCAUGAUCAGCACUCCCACGAGCAAGAAGAACCUGACCUUGUGGAUAUGUCCAAUACCUCGCAGGUUGAUCUCGCUGCUAUUGAAAUGUCCCCUGCUGAGGCGGACUAUUGGGAGGAGCUGUGGCCUGGGUUCAUGGAUGCGGAGUAUGUCGAGACCGUGCUGAAGCCGGGAGAUAUGUUGUAUAUUCCCAUUGGGUGGUGGCAUUAUGUCAGGAGUUUGAAGGGUGGGAUUGGGGUUAGUUUUUGGUGGGAUGGGUGUUAG
Molecule: messenger RNA, 1686 nt
Organism: Aspergillus luchuensis
Lineage: Eukaryota; Fungi; Ascomycota; Eurotiomycetes; Eurotiales; Aspergillaceae
Product: putative JmjC domain protein
Exons: 1
Coding region: 1-1686 (561 amino acids)
Molecular function (GO): 2-oxoglutarate-dependent dioxygenase activity
Source: RefSeq, a predicted model, not a curated record